CCAACCAGACAACAAUCCACCUCAGGGGUGGCCGCCCAUUGGAAAGCAAUGGGCUCGUGAACCUCAAUCCUCCCAAUUCUCCUUCACGGGUCCCUAACAUGUGGUUCUUAUCUUGACCUUCGCUCUACAUAUAACAAUAGACAGCUUCAUCGCCACCAGUACUACGAGAACGCUAAAUACAAGAAACAACCGAUGAUGGAGAAAGCUGCGGGGAAAUUGGUGGUGGUAAUGGUGCUGGUGACGGCUGCCAUUUUUGAAGGCACAAGGUCGUUGAGUUUGUGUGACAUGAGUGACGAUGGUCUAUUGGCAUGCAAGCCAUCAGCGACGCAGCCAAAUCCGGUAGAUCCACCAUCGGAAGAAUGUUGCAAGGCGCUUACAGGUGCCAACUUGACGUGUCUGUGUUCAUAUAGGAAUUCCUGGAUGUUGCCUUCUCUUGGGAUUGAUCCUGAUCUUGCAUUAGGUUUGCCUGCCAAGUGCAACCUAACCACUCCCGCUGAUUGCUAAGGUAAGUUUUGUAACGAUUCAUUUUUCCAUUCAUAAUUCACUGGGCCACUAGGUCUAAGAUUAGAAAAGCCCAAUGACUAUAGGCUUUACUCUUGUAGACCGAUAGGGAGGCAACUACUGUCUGUGUUUUUAAAGCCUAUAAGUAAAAAGCCAUUUAAGGUCCAACGUCGAAGAUACCCUCGGAAAAAGAGCUUUUUUUUAUUUUCUUUUUUAAAAGAAAGGAGGAGAAGAUAUCGAUUUUUGAAA
Hevea brasiliensis (rubber tree) is the source of this 750-nucleotide messenger RNA. RefSeq names its product putative lipid-transfer protein DIR1. The transcript has a single exon. Bases 193 to 504 code for a protein of 103 amino acids. Lineage: Eukaryota; Viridiplantae; Streptophyta; Magnoliopsida; Malpighiales; Euphorbiaceae. Gene Ontology annotation, biological process: systemic acquired resistance. The record is from RefSeq and is a predicted model, not a curated record. Gene Ontology annotation, molecular function: fatty acid binding.